Copidosoma floridanum is the source of this 642-nucleotide messenger RNA. RefSeq lists its product as uncharacterized. The record is from RefSeq and is a predicted model, not a curated record. Lineage: Eukaryota; Metazoa; Arthropoda; Insecta; Hymenoptera; Encyrtidae.
AUGUUGUUCAAAGUAUUGGUUACAUGUGCACUUGUAACAUUUUUCCACACUUGGGAAGUCAAUGCUCACGGCAGACUUAGGGACCCACCAAGUAGAUCAUCUGCUUGGAGAGAGGACUUCAAUGUUCCAGAGAAUUACAAUGAUGCUGAACUUAACUGUGGUGGCGUUGGGUCUCAGUAUGUACAAAAUGAUGGAAAAUGCGGACCAUGUGGUGAUAAUUGGAACAAGACUCAACCAAGAGCCAACGAAAAUGGUGGAACUUACGGCCGAGGAGUAAUUGUCCGAAACUACACUUCCGGCCAGUCAAUUGAAAUAAAAGUCGAAAUAACAGCUAAUCACUUGGGUUACUUUGAAUUUUCCCUCUGUCCUCUCAACUCAAGCAAAGACAUCGAGACGGAGGAGUGCUUUGAUGCACAUCCCAUUCAUCUAGCUGAUGGCAAUCUACGUUACCAAUUGGGAAAACGUGGCGGUUUCAUAAAAAUCCAAGCUGUCCUUCCAGAAAAUAUGAAAUGUCCUCAUUGCGUCUUAAGGUGGCACUACCGCACUGGAAACAAUUGGGGUAUUUGCAAGGAUCGCACUGGGAGACUUGGCUGUGGUAACCAGGAAAUAUUCCGCGGAUGCGCUGAUGUAUCAAUUAUUUAA